Molecule: messenger RNA, 1030 nt
Organism: Glycine soja
Lineage: Eukaryota; Viridiplantae; Streptophyta; Magnoliopsida; Fabales; Fabaceae
Product: chlorophyll a-b binding protein of LHCII type 1-like
Exons: 1
Coding region: 134-928 (264 amino acids)
Biological process (GO): response to light stimulus; photosynthesis, light harvesting in photosystem I
Cellular component (GO): plastoglobule; chloroplast envelope; chloroplast thylakoid membrane
Source: RefSeq, a predicted model, not a curated record
GAUCUCGUAAAGAUAAGUACCCCUCUCUUCUUUAAGCUAUAUAUUGUGCUAAAAAAAAAUAUAUAGGCAUCACCAGUAGCCAUUCUCUUCAGUUUAAAGUUACAUAGUUUUUCAUUGUUUUACUUAAUCUACAAUGGCUGCUUCAACAAUGGCUCUCUCUUCAUCAUCAUUGGCUGGCCAAGCUAUCAAGCUUGCCCCCUCCACCCCUGAGCUUGGUGUUGGAAGGGUUAGCAUGAGGAAAACAGCCUCCAAAACUGUUUCCUCAGGAAGCCCAUGGUACGGCCCAGACCGUGUCAAGUACUUGGGCCCAUUCUCAGGUGAGCCCCCAUCCUAUCUCACUGGUGAAUUCCCAGGUGACUAUGGUUGGGACACUGCUGGGCUUUCUGCUGACCCAGAGACUUUUGCCAAAAACCGUGAACUGGAAGUCAUCCACUCCAGAUGGGCCAUGUUGGGAGCCUUGGGCUGUGUUUUCCCUGAACUCUUGUCCCGCAACGGAGUCAAGUUUGGCGAGGCCGUGUGGUUCAAGGCCGGGUCUCAGAUAUUCAGUGAGGGUGGGCUUGACUACUUGGGCAACCCAAGCCUGAUCCAUGCACAAAGCAUUCUUGCCAUCUGGGCCACCCAAGUUAUCUUGAUGGGUGCCGUUGAGGGUUACCGUAUUGCUGGUGGGCCUCUUGGUGAGGUGACUGACCCAAUCUAUCCAGGUGGCAGCUUUGACCCAUUGGGCCUUGCUGAUGACCCAGAGGCUUUUGCUGAGUUGAAGGUGAAAGAGCUCAAGAAUGGUAGGUUGGCCAUGUUCUCCAUGUUUGGUUUCUUUGUUCAGGCAAUUGUGACAGGAAAGGGACCCUUGGAAAACCUUGCUGAUCACCUUGCUGACCCAGUCAACAACAAUGCUUGGGCUUAUGCCACAAACUUUGUUCCCGGAAAGUGAAAUGACUUGUGAAUUUUAUGUUAUUUAGUUAAAUAUGUAUUGGAUCUAUCAAGUGAGAAUGUGAAUUAUAUUAUUAUAUUUUAUAUAUCUCUUUUUAGUUCA